Molecule: messenger RNA, 3883 nt
Organism: Triplophysa rosa
Lineage: Eukaryota; Metazoa; Chordata; Actinopteri; Cypriniformes; Nemacheilidae
Gene: fbxl4
Product: F-box and leucine-rich repeat protein 4
Exons: 8
Coding region: 220-2070 (616 amino acids)
Biological process (GO): SCF-dependent proteasomal ubiquitin-dependent protein catabolic process
Cellular component (GO): SCF ubiquitin ligase complex
Molecular function (GO): protein binding
Source: RefSeq, a predicted model, not a curated record
AGCGGAUGUUUAUAUUUAUUUCGCGUGAAUAGUGAAGAAUGUGCGAGCAAUGACAGCAGAAGUGAGACAUGGACCGACAACAGCAGCACUCCGACACACGAUCAAAUUAUGUGUCAUGCAUGCAGCUCGGCCUAUAGCCUGUGCUGAGUAGAACCCGACCCCACUCGCGCUACAGUGCAGGGGGUGUGCUUCCUGACUCAAACCCGACCCUGCUGCUCCAUGUUUCCUAUGCUAACCCUUCUAAGCAUGUUUUACUAUAUCUGUCUACGGCGGCGCUCCAGGAGCGGGACGCGGAGUCAGGCAUUGGGCAGCCGGCGGGCGGUGGAGCUGGGCCAGCGUUCUGUGCUGCCCAUCACUGUCGAGGUGGAGCAGUACGGCAAGGAGGUCCUGGACUUUAGCUCUCACUACGGCAGCGAGAACAGUAUGUCCUACACUAUGUGGAACCUGGCGGGAGUGCCUAACGUCUAUCCCAGCUCAGGAGACUUUACUCAGACGGCUGUGUUUCGGACUUAUGGAAGUUGGUGGAGGCAGUGUGCCAGCGCCUCGCCCCCAUUCCGCCGCACACCACCCAAUUUUCACAGCCAGGACUUCCUGGAGCUGGCCUUCGAGGAGCGUGUGUAUCCCACAGCUGUGGAGGUGCUGGAGACGUACCACCCUGGAGCCAUUGUCAAGAUCCUAGCAUGCUCUCUUAACCCAUUCUCCCAGAAUCCACCAACUGAUGUUAGGUGGGAGGUCUUGUGGGCCGGCAAGCCCACCAAAGCUCCGAGCCCUCAAGCUCGCCAGUUCUCCCCCAGCAUCAGACAGAUCAGCUUUCCCACCAACCUGUUGCGUCUGGAGGUGAACAGCUCUCUGCUGGAAUACUACACUGAGCUGGAUGCCGUGAUCCUGCGGGGUGUUCGGGAGAGGCCCAUUCUAGCCCUUUAUAAGAUCCCUGUCAUUGACAUCAGUGAUCUGAGUGACAGCGAAGAGGAGAUCAAUGACGUUGGAGGUCUCUGCUGCAUGUCGGGGGGAGAAAAUCGGCACAACUUGGGAAACGGCUACUUUGAUAGGCUUCCUUAUGAGCUGAUCCAGCUGAUCGUGAGUCACCUGGCGGUUCCGGACUUGUGCCGGUUGGCUCAGAGCUGCAAGCUCUUUCACAAGCACUGCUGUGACCCGCUGCAGUACAUCCAGCUCAGCCUGCAGCCGUACUGGGCCCGACUCACUGAUGCCUCCCUGUGCCACCUGCAGAGCCGCUGCACCCUCCUGCAGAGGCUAAACAUGUCCUGGACGGGCAACCGGGGAGCUGUGACGGCCGCUGGCUUCUGCAGUUUUAUGAAGGCCUGUGGGCUCAGUCUGGUGUGUUUGGAGUUGUCAUGCUGUCAUUUCCUGACUGAAGCGUGUUUAGAGGUGAUCGCCCAGAUGUGUCCGAACCUGCAGGAGCUGAAUUUGGCUUCCUGUGACCGUCUGCAUCCUCAGGCCUUCAAUCACAUUGCCAAACUCACUAAUCUACGCCGGCUCGUACUUCAUCGCACCAAAGUUGAGCAAUCUGCCAUGUUGAGCAUCCUCACAUUCUGCACAGAGCUCAGGCACCUUAACCUCGGAAGUUGUGUCAUGAUCGAGGACUAUGACGUUGUGGCGAGCAUGAUCAGUUCACGCUGCCGUUCCCUGCAAUCCCUUGACCUGUGGCGCAGCAAGAACCUGAGCGAGCGCGGGCUGGCCGAGCUGGUUACGGGCUGCAGGCUGCUGGAGGAGCUGGACCUGGGAUGGUGCUCCACGCUUCAGAGCAGCUCCGGCUGCUUCCAGCAUUUGGCUCGCAGCUUGCCACGCCUACGCAAACUCUUCCUCACCGCCAACCGCACCGUGUGCGACUCUGAUCUGGAAGAGCUGGCUGCUAACUGCAAUGCGCUGGAGCAUCUCGAUAUACUCGGCACACGGAUGGUGAACUCUGCAUCUCUGCGCAAAUUGUUGCAGUCGUGUCCUCAGCUGAAGCUGCUGGACGUGUCCUUCUGCUCUCAGAUCGACUCUCGCCUCGUCCAGGAGCUCAGUGGCCUUUUCCCCAUUGUGUCCAUUAAGAAGAGUUUCACACAGUAAGCAGGAGCAGUUUCUAAAGGUUCAUCUGGUUUUCUUUGACCCUGGUGAGCGGAUGGCCGGGGGAGAUUCUGGUGCUGUGAACUUGCACAAUACUGUCUUGAACUACACUGAUCUGUGAACUGCCACAUGGAGGAAUUUUUUCGAAGAUGUUAUGUUUCACUUUGAAUGGACUCACUAUGUAUUGAAUCACACAUUUCAUCAGACCUCAGUUUUUGAUCUUGAUCUCAGGGUUUUAUUUUUGAGAGACAUUUGUAACACGCUGUACAACUGCCGAGUGGUUUUGUUUUAAACGUACUUAUUGAAAUGUUAAAAAAGAACACUGAGCACAGAUUGUUUUUAUUUCUAUUGUUAAGUGGUGUCUAAUUGAUGUUGAAUAUCGUGAAAUUAUGUAACAGUAAUGGGGUUUAAUUUAAUUAUUUAUUAUUAUAAAUUCAGGGCCACAAUGACUUGAAUCACAUAAAUAUUUUGUGGCAAUACUUUGUGCAAAGCCCAUAUCAUGAGUCAGACCUGUUAUGCACACGUAUGUUGACAACAGAGCGAGAAGCUUUUCUCUAAAUUUCAGAACUUGACAUUUCAUUUAACGCAGGCGCAUGCUAGAUAACAUAUUAUUGUGCCUUAGGAGAAAAGUGCUUUGUAUGUUUGCUGGUUGUCUGUAUUGUACUAUGCUAAAUUGUGAUUUGCCAAAAUCACCCUAAACCAAAGGGUUUUUAUUUUAAAGCAAAAAAAUUUUCUGUAGGUGUAAAAUUAUUUAAAGUCAAAACCAGGGAAAAAUAUUUGUUAAGUACUUUUGGUAUAAUUAAUUUUUUUUAAUAUGACUUUUUUAAUUUGCUUUGUGUUAUUAUUUACCAUAAUUAUAUUAAAACACACCCUGUAAACAAACUCAGUAAAGCAGAAACAACCUCAAAGAGUAGGCUAUAUUUAUGUUUAUUUGUUGCUAUACUGAGUUACUACCUUAAUGAUAAUUUCUAUAUGGUAUUAAAUUUGUGCCAUUUAAAUCCAGACGGCUUUUAGCAUUGUUUCAGAUCUGAGAAUGACUGGUGAGGGGUCUUGGUUCAAUAAAGUGAGGCUAAAUACAAUUCUGCGGUUAUUGUUACUGUUUUCUCUUAAGUUAGCAAGAAAAAAAUAGUACUUGGUUAGUAAACCUCUUCAUCCCACAAGGGUAGUCUCCACCCGAGUAAAAUAGUUUUUUUCUGGCAUUAAUCCCUCAGAGUUUAACAGCAUAUUAAUAUUGCAUCUGGUAGUGACAGUCUCAUUGGACUAACCGUGAUGUAAUGAAUUGUUUAUGUCUAUUUUAAUGAUGGCCGGAGGAGCUCUAAUGUGCCCUGAGGACCUGGAGGAUGCAGUUAAUUAGAUGAAACGAUUUCUUGAUUUCUGUACUACUAUUGAUAGCCGCUUCACACAGACAACUGUCAUUACAUCCUGUAAAUACAUUGAAUGUACAACCCAUAAUAGCACUGCUUUUGAAACCUGUAAUUUAGACCUGGCAGCGAUCUCCUGCUACAGUGGUACAACCAUCUCACACAUGCAUAACCACCUCAAAAAGCAUUAUUUUAAUAUGAAUGUAUGAGGCCAAAAUGAAGUGUUUUUCAUUUUUGGUGGUAUUGAAAGCUUGAGCUCCUGAGCCUGAACAGGUUAUUUAGGAUACGUUUUUAAGCUGCUUUGGCUUUUAGUUUUACUUCCCAGAUUUUCUCAGUUCAGGACCACAAUUUUAAACCAUUAUUACCAUGAACACCUUUGCACAUUUUUAAGUGUUUUGUUGAUUGGAUGAUUUAUGUUAACAAUGUUUGGAUGUCCUACCUAAAGCUUUAUUCCU